AUGGCAAUUACUUACAAAUCAAUAGCUCUUUCCAUUAUCACCCAACUAUGUUUCGUUUCUUGUGUGCUAAGUCAACAAAACGAAACCAAAUUUCUCUACCACGGAUUUUUCGAAGCUAACCUUCUCAAGUAUGGAUCCUCCAAGAUCCUCCCGAGUGGCAUCUUGGAGCUAACAAACACCUCAAGGAGACAAAUGGGUCAAGCCUUCUAUGGCUUCCCCGUACCCUUCAACAGUACUAACUCACCAAACUCGCUUUCUUUCUCCACAAGUUUCGUUUUCUCAAUCGACGCACCAGGUCACGGCCUAACCUUUCUGAUCUCACCGUCCAUGGAUUUCACGCAAGCCAUGCCGAGCCAGUUUCUCGGUCUCUUCAACACUUCGAACAACGGGAACUCCACAAACCGAAUCCUCGCGGUGGAAUUCGACACGGUGAAGUCAAACGAGUUUCUUGACAUCGACGAUAACCACGUAGGCAUCGACGUGAACGGUUUGGUAUCCGUUGAAUCUGCACCAGCUGCAUUUUUCUCCAACAAGCAAAGCAAGAAUAUAAGCUUGAAGCUUUCGAGCAAAGACCCGAUUCGGGCUUGGAUCGAAUACAACGGAGGGGAAAUGCUUCUCAACGUCACAUUGGCUCCUCUUGACACUUCAAAACCUAAGUUUCCUCUUCUGUCGAGAAAGAUGAAUCUUUCUGAGAUUUUCUUGGGAAAAAUGUAUGUCGGCUUCUCCGCAUCCACAGGAAACAUAACGGGUAAUCACUAUGUAACUGGAUGGAGCUUUAGCAGAGAAGGGAAAGCAAAAGACUUUGAUCUCGCUCUGCUUCCUUCGCUUUCAACACCGUCGCCAUCUGAUUUUGAUGACUUUGAUCCCUUCUCAUCAUCGGAUCCUUCUCCAGAUUCAGCAACCGUAAAUCCUUACCGCACCAAGGUGGUCAUUAUCUGCACGCUUGCCAUCAUGAUCUUUAUGAUUUGAUUGA
This is a messenger RNA of Capsella rubella, 973 nucleotides long. Its product is annotated as probable inactive L-type lectin-domain containing receptor kinase III.1. Bases 1 to 969 code for a protein of 322 amino acids. Gene Ontology annotation, molecular function: carbohydrate binding. NCBI's taxonomy places the organism in Eukaryota, Viridiplantae, Streptophyta, Magnoliopsida, Brassicales, Brassicaceae. The transcript has a single exon. The record is from RefSeq and is a predicted model, not a curated record.